GGAGUAAUAACCAUUCAUUGUUUUUGAAAGGUUUGAUUGUUUUUUAUUAACAUUUAAAUCUGAUUGGUUAGAUUUAACGUGCUCCCUUUUCAGCUAGCUGAACAUCACUUAUUUUUUUCACCUUGUUGCUCUCUCUCUCUCUCUCUUUUUUAAAAAACUUAAAUGACUACCACCGAAAGAAAAAAACCGACCUUAACGGGAAGUCAAGAUCUAUUGGCUUACUUUAAUCUUAUACCCAUUUACAACAGAGUUGUUAAACCUUUUCCACCGCCCGACAGAGCAGCAGGUUUAGAUCAUUCAUUAUUUCCUUACAUUUCCGACUUGCCUGGUAGAACCGAUGUCGAGCAUGAUGGGUAUUUAUUGAAUUUACUACGAGAUCCACAAGCAGUCGAGACAGGACCAGAUAUUCGACCGUUGGAUACAGAGACAUUAAAAGACGCGUUCUCGUUAAAAGAAGGACCAGUGCCUGGCGUAUGGGAGUUUUUCUUUCUCACUCAAUUACCUUUUUUUUUAACAUUUAAAAUUUUUAUAGUUUGAUGCUUCUGUAUUAGGAACGGAUGACGGAGGAAACGGUAAUGGGUCGUCUUCGAAUUCGAAUCAUUACAUGUUGGAUAAACAUCAAUACAUAACCAACGAAAUGGACGGCGAGAAAAAGCACAAGAAAAAGGUAAGCUUGUUUUAAAGACGAGGUACAUGAAGCUGAGUGUACGAAAAAAAAAAAAACCUGUAGAAGAAGAAGAGAAAGCAUGGUCAUGAAGAUGAAGAACAUUCGCAUGGAGACCAUAAAAAGAAAAAGAAGAAGAAGAAGGAUAGAGAACGUCGUGAUGAAUCACUGAUUAUCG
This is a messenger RNA of Mucor mucedo, 842 nucleotides long. RefSeq lists its product as uncharacterized. NCBI's taxonomy places the organism in Eukaryota, Fungi, Mucoromycota, Mucoromycetes, Mucorales, Mucoraceae. Gene Ontology annotation, molecular function: transcription coregulator activity. The transcript is spliced from 3 exons. The coding region runs from base 163 to 537 and encodes 124 amino acids. The record is from RefSeq and is a predicted model, not a curated record. Gene Ontology annotation, biological process: regulation of transcription by RNA polymerase II. Gene Ontology annotation, cellular component: mediator complex; core mediator complex.